AUGUGCUAUCACAAACGCAUUGUGUUUCUUUGUAGCCACUUUGGCUGGGCCCAUGAAAUCCGUCCAUGCGACACUCAAAAGGCCUUCCUCGACGGCUCACAGAGCAAAGAGUGUGAAAUCAUGUGUGCACAUCCUUUGCAAAGCAUCAGAGUCCAGGCCAAUUGCAAAGCCUGCGCGGCCAAGCAAAUGAAAACGGACACAACCAUGUGCACUGUAAAAGACAGACUGAGGGCACUGACCGAGACCGUUGCGAGACUUCAAAAGGCCGAAGAGAAGGAAGCGGAAGAGGAGCUCGACUUGGAUGCGGAAGCCGAAGCCGAAGCCUUUCUUCGCAUUGCUCCUCCUGUUUGA
Lachnellula hyalina is the source of this 351-nucleotide messenger RNA. RefSeq lists its product as uncharacterized. The coding region runs from base 1 to 351 and encodes 116 amino acids. NCBI's taxonomy places the organism in Eukaryota, Fungi, Ascomycota, Leotiomycetes, Helotiales, Lachnaceae. The transcript has a single exon. The record is from RefSeq and is a predicted model, not a curated record.